AUGGUGAAAGAAUGGACCAAUGUAUGCAGCUGGGAGGAGAGCAAGAGAGAUGGGGAUGUAAGGCCAGAGCUGGGCCGGGCUGAGAGGCUGCCAAUGCUCUUUCUCUUCCUGCUGCUUUUGUUCUGCCCGGCGCUCUGUGAGCAGAUCUGCUACAGGAUUCCCGAGGAAAUGCCCAAGGGCUUCGUGAGGGGAAUCCUCGCCACCGACCUGGGGUUCAGCGUCCAGGAGUUACCGACAAAACUGCGUUGGGGUUCGAGAAGCCUCCACUUCCACCGUGGAGCUUAGAGAGAGGAGUUGCUUGUGAACAGCAGGCUAGACAGGAGGAGAUGGCGCGGGAAGAAUCCAGCUUGUGCUCUGGAAUUUGAGGUUGUUUGUGCAAAUCCACUGAACUUUUAUCACGUGAAUGUGAGAUCGAGGACAUUGAAUGACCACACGCCAACAUUCACGCAAAAUUCCUUUGAGCUGCAAAUAAGUGAGUCUGCAAUACCUGGCACACGAUUUAUAUUAGAAGUAGCAGAAGAUGCAGAUACUGGCUUAAACUCUACAGAAUAUAAACUCUCUCUUGACCCAAGUUUCUCAUUAAUAAUUACAGAAGCAAGAUGGUAGUAAAUAACACCUCGGAACUGGUACUUGGAAAACCUAGACCGGGAACAAGAGAGUUACCACUGCUUAGUCCUGAUCACCUUGGACGGUGGAGAUCCACCCCUAAGCGGCACCACUGAGCUCCGUAUCCAGGUAACUGAUGACGAUAAUCCCCCGGUAGUCUAACCGGAUGUGUACAGAGUCAGCUCUUCGGGAAAACGUACACCAGGCACCACUGUGUUGCAAGUGUCAGCCACCACCAAACGAGGCAUCAACUCAGAAAUUACUGAUUCCUUCUACAGAACCCGGCAAAUCUUUGGUCUGAAUUCAAAGAGCGGGAAAUUACCACUCCAAAAGAAACUGAUUUUUGAAGAAACCAAGGAAUAUUCAAUGAUAGUAGAAGGGAGGGAUGGUGGUGGACUGGUUGCACAAUGUACAGUUGAAAUUAAUAUUCAAGGAAAUGACAAUAGCCCAGAAGUUACAUUCCAGCCUCUACUCGAGAUGAUUCUGGAAAACGCGGUGCGAACACUAAUUGCUUUGAUCAAAAUACAUGACCAGACUGUAAAUAAAGCUGUCAACUGCGUCCCUUUCAAGAUUAUCUCUUCGUCCAAAAAUUGUGAUAAGUUGGUAACAGAUGGAACCCUAGACCGAGCAGACUCGGAGUACAACGCCACCAUCACAGCCACAGACAGGGGCAAGCCGCCCUCCUCCAGCAUAAGCGUCAUCCUGCAUAUCAGCUGAGGGGCCAACGACAACGCUCCGGUUUUCCACCAGGCGUCCUACUUAGUCAGUGUGUCAAACAACCUCUCUGGGGCCUCCAUCGCGAAAGUCUGCGCCUCGGACCCGGACUUGGGGUUGAAUGGCCAAGUCUCCUACUCCAUCAUGGCCAGCCACCUAGAGCCUCUGGCACUACCUCAUGCAUCUGAGCCGAAGUGGGGUGGUGUUCGCGCAGCGCGCCUUGACUACGAGCAGCUGCGUCGAACUCACACUGCAGGCUCGCGAUCAGGCUCGCCCUGAGCCAGCGCGAACGUGAGCCUGCGCGUGCUGGUGGGCGACCGCAACGAUAAUGCGCCUAGAGCCCUCGCGCUGGGUCCCCGACGCUCUGCGCGAUAUGGUGCGGCGGCUGCAGAGCCCGGCUACCUGGUGACCAAGGUGGUGUGGCGGUGGACGAGACCUCAGGACACACCCGCCUGGCUGUCCCACCACGUGCUGCAGGCUAGCGAGCCCGGGCUCUUCAGGCCUGGGGCUGGCAGACGUGGAGAGGUGGCGACGGCGCGUGCCUUGGGCGACAGGGGCGCCCGACAGCGCCUGUUGGCCGCUGUGCGUGAUGGUGGACAACCGCCACUCUCCGCCACCGUCACGCUGCACUUGGUCUUUGCCGACAGCUUGCAGGAGGUGCUGCCGGAUAUCACUGACCGCCCUGUACCCUGGCCCCAGGCUGAGCUGCAGUUUUACCUAGUGGUGGCCUUGGCCUUGAUCUCAGUACUCUUCCUCCUGGCCAUGAUUCUGGCCAUUGCCUUGCGCCUGCGACGCUCCUCCAGCCCCGCCGCCUGGAGCUGCUUCCAACCAGGUCUCUGUGUCAAGUCUGGACCUGUGGUUCCCCCCAACUACAGCGAGGGGACGUUGCCUUAUUCCUACAACCUAUGUGUUGCACAUACAGGAAAGACGGAGUUUAAUUUCCUAAAAUGUAGUGAACAGUUGAGUUCAGGACAAGACAUACUUUGCGGUGAUUCAUCUGGGGCCUUAUUUCCACUUUGUAAUUCCAGUGAGUCGACUUCCCAUCCUGAGUUGGUGAGUUUUAUUUAUGUCUAUUCUUUUUCAUUACCCACCCAAUUUUCUGUAUUUACAUGAAAAUACCGUACAUUUUCAGGUCUAAUGAGUUGUCUUAGGAAAGUUGUAGCUGCUCAGAAAAGCUGUCCAACCAUUCUUUAAGAGGAGCAGUGAAUUGUGAGUUGUUAUGUCACAUAAAAGAAGUAGGCUUAUAGGUUUACAAAGUAGUGAGAGUUUGUUUUUAGCAUCCUAGCUAGCAAAAACAUUUGGUUUUUUUGUCCUCUUUCUCAAAGCUAACGAAAUUAGCUUUUACCCAUUGAUUGUCUCAUUCUUUAACAUGUUUAUAUUUUAUUAUCUGUAGAUAAAUAUUUAAUGUAUGUAAUCAUUUAAUUCAUCUUUCAAAGCAAAGAAACUGCUAGUAGUUGUCUUUCUUCACUGAUUUCACUGGUAGUUUCCAUCUUUCUCAUGUUCCUCAUAUAUACUUUCUUAUUCCUACCUAAUGGAUUUAUGAUUUUUGAAUCUCCUAAAAUUUAAUUAAAAAUACUAUAUGUUG
Chlorocebus sabaeus (green monkey) is the source of this 2905-nucleotide messenger RNA. NCBI's taxonomy places the organism in Eukaryota, Metazoa, Chordata, Mammalia, Primates, Cercopithecidae. The record is from RefSeq and is a predicted model, not a curated record.